Molecule: messenger RNA, 1947 nt
Organism: Paramuricea clavata
Lineage: Eukaryota; Metazoa; Cnidaria; Anthozoa; Malacalcyonacea; Plexauridae
Source: the annotation of a GenBank genome assembly
AUGUGGGCAACUAUGGUUAAUGAAAGUACAUCUGGCCGACUAGAAACAUAUCUGGACAAAUCACGAAAGAUACGUAGUAAGGUUAUCCCAUCCUUAAUGAGCAAACAAGUUAAAGAGUAUCAAGAUAGCAAUGACAACAUGUGUCGCAGUUUGAAAAUUCUUUAUGAGGAUGGCCUUCUUGCUAAAAAGAAGUAUAAGUCUAUUUGUAGAAAUGUCAAAGCAACAGUGGGUCAAUCAAUAACCAACCCAAAACUUGUUUAUUAUGACAAGUUGAUUGCCUUUAUAAAAUCAGUAGAUGUUCAAAAUGUUCAUGAUUUUGCAUCUGAGUUUAACAAGGAUACAAGUAAAUUUGAGGAACCAAUUAAUGGGUCCUAUAGGGAUUUCUGCAGUUACAUAAAAGUGUUAGCCGAACUAUAUAUACAAGUAGACCAAGCAUUAGGGUCCGAGUCGUUUUUCCAACAUUUUGGAGCAUUGCCCUAUCACUUUAGAAUUGCUAUUGGAGCGGAUGGCGCUCCAUUCGGAAAAGAUGAUGAAGCCACUGCUUCAUCAUCUUAUGUGGGUAAGCAUAUUCAAAGUGAAAGGGACAAUUUCCUUUUAUGUGGGGCAAACUGCUCAGAAGAUCACCCAAGCAUGAAACAGUAUGCAAAGAAAUUGAUGCAAGAUAUCGCACACAUUGAGACACAGUCAUACAUUAUCAGCGGUUUUAAUUGUAAAUCUACAGUUGAACUUGUUCCCUCAGAUAUGAAAUGGCUAUCCACAAUGAGCGGAGAGCUCAACAACGCAGCUUACUAUUUUUCCCCUUUUGGAAAUGUAAAUGAUGACAACAAACGGGUCAGAAAUGGAUCCCUAGGGGAUGAUCCGUCAUGUAGAUGGCAUCCCUGGAACUAUAACGAAAGGAUUAAGGUUGCUAGGGAAGUUGCAAAUAAGAGGGAGGAACUAUGCAGGUCCAAUAAUUCCAAUGCCACUAAGAGAAAUAAGCUUCUCAAUUUCAUUAGGGAGCAGGGGUCUAGACAGGAAUAUGAACCACUUCUGGGCAAAUUAGUACAUUGUGGGUUUGCACAGCCAUUGCAUAAUAGUAACAAUGCUUGGGCCUAUUUUCAUCAACUAAUGCUUGAAACAGCUUUGGCUAAAUCUUGCAUUACAGGAAGCUGCAAACAGAUCGAAGACCUACCCUCGGAUAGUCCCUUUUCCCUUUACAUCACAGUUUUGAAAAACCAACUGCGUGUUGGUCGGCUGGUUAAAAGAAUAAGAACCUGGUUCAAUGAAGGCCGGAAAGGUCCUUUUAGUUAUAGGUUUACAGGAAAAGAAACCAGAAUAUUUUGUCACAAAUUCAUGUUUGUGCUGCAUGCAUUGAGCCAAGCAACUGACCCACCUCAGACUAAGUUGAAGAUUGCAUCCAUAGCUUUCUGUUGCUUACAGUUAAGAGAUGCAAUAUCAUAUUUCUCUCGUGUAGAUAUUACCCUUGCUGAGUUAGAACAGUGCAAGAAGGCUUGUUUAUACCUUUUUAAUGCCAAUGCUCUGUUGUUAAAAUCAGUCACACCAACACUGUGGACUGUUGGUUAUGCUAUACCAAGACACAUAGAAAUAUUAUUUGAUAGAUACGGCAUGGGAUUGGGUAUCAAUAGUAUGCAAGGCCGAGAAGCAAAACAUGUAAGACUUUCUGAAUUUGCCAAACACUCCACAAAAUCAACAAGGUGGUCUAUGGUCUUACGUCAUGACUACAUGUGUAAUGUGUGGAUCCGCAUGAAUGAGCCUGGCCGUGUUUUGUACACAACACACAAACACCACUACAUACCUAGAGAAAUAGAGCUGGAAACUUUCUGUUAUUGUGGUUUCCCUAUAUGUAAAGGUCAGCAAUGUAGUAUUUGUAUAUCAGAUGUUUUUAAAGCUGUCGAAGAGACAGCAAUAGCUGGAGCAUUGAUCAAGGAAAUACAUAGAUAUAUAUAG